Zootoca vivipara (common lizard) is the source of this 4441-nucleotide messenger RNA. RefSeq names its product zinc finger and BTB domain containing 47 (gene ZBTB47). Gene Ontology annotation, molecular function: protein binding; DNA-binding transcription factor activity, RNA polymerase II-specific. NCBI's taxonomy places the organism in Eukaryota, Metazoa, Chordata, Lepidosauria, Squamata, Lacertidae. Gene Ontology annotation, cellular component: nucleus. The record is from RefSeq and is a predicted model, not a curated record. Gene Ontology annotation, biological process: regulation of transcription by RNA polymerase II.
GCAAGCAAGCAAGCAAGCCAGAGUCAGCCGCGGCGGCGGAGGAGAGGCGAGAGCGCAGGGGCCCCCCGCCGCAGCCGAGCAGAAGGAACCACUGCAGAGGAAAAAGGGGGAAGGAGGAAGGGGGGAAAAAAGGGAGGAGGAGGAGGAGGAGAAACAAACCUUUCAAAAAAUAAAAGAAAAAGAAAGAUCUAAUCUGUCACAUUCCAACAUUUUCAUGGAGAUCACAACCCCCCUGCAAGGAGAGGAGCACCGGGGCUCAAUUGACCUGAGACCCUCGCAUCAAAAUGCUGAUAGUCGAAAAGACAACUGACUACCCGGCCGCCGAGUACUCUCUGGUGGAGGAUGUAGCCCUCCACUUCACGUGUUUGAUGGACAGACUGAACGAGCAGCGCCUGUUUCAACCGGACCUGUGCGACGUGGACAUCGUCCUGCUGCAGCACAGGAACGUCUUCCCGGCUCACAAGGGGGUCCUGGCCGCCUACAGCCACUUCUUCCACUCCCUCUUCACCCAGAACAAGCAGCUGCAGCGGGUGGAGCUCUCCCUGGAGGCCUUGACCUCCCAGGGCCUCCAGCAGAUCCUCAACUUCAUCUACACCUCCAAGCUCCUGGUCAAUGCCUGCAACGUGCAGGACGUCCUGAACGCGGCCGCCGUCCUGCAGAUGAGCGACAUCGCGUCCUCCUGCCAGGAGCUGAUCAGCACCAGGUCCCUCGGUUUAGCCAUGGCCAGCAACAUGGCGCUGCCUCCGGACAGCUGCGGCAAGGGCGUCCCGUCGCAGUACUACUGCAACAUCAAGCAGGAGAUGGAUCCGGCGCCGCAUCCCAAGAUCUACGCCCGGGAAGGGAACGACCCCUACUCGGUGCGGGUUGAGGAUGGCGCAGCGUGCGGGGGCAACCAGAACCUCCCCGCCGUGGCUGGCAAGAAGUAUUACAAGGAGGAGAAAGAUGGCGGCCCGCCCAUCUGCAAGGUGGAGGGCGAAGAGCCCGGCGUGGCCCUGGGCAGCCAAAGCUCUUACAACCGGGGAGAGCAGAUCAUCGUGGAGGUCAACCUCAACAAUCAAACCCUCAACGUCUCAAAAGGGACGGAGGGGAAGUCCCCGGCCACCGACCAGACGGCCGGCAUCACCGCGGUGAUGGGGCGGCCCGAAGGGGAAGGGCAUGGCGCGGACGAGGAUGGCGAGGAGGAAGAGAAUGGGGAAGGAGAGGAGGAAGAGGAUGACGGCGAGGUGGGGGAGGAGGAGGAGGAAGAGGAGCACAGCGAAGAGGAAGAGCUGGAAGAUACCACCGAGGAGGAGGACGAGGAGGAGGAAGAAGACGGCGAGGAAGUGGCGGAGAUCAAGAGGGAGAGGUCUGGGCCGCCCCAUAAGGCCAGCAGGCCCUCCAAAGCGGCCCAGUCGGCCGCGUCCAACAGGUCCCAGGAGACGGUUUCCGUGGCGAUGGAAGACGAGGAAGCGGAGGAAGCGGAGGAGGAAGGGGAAGACCAGAGAGGCCGGAAGAGGAAGAAGGAGCCGGACGGGGUGGGCCAGAAGGUGAAGCUUGAGGAGAAGCAGCAUUACCCCUGCAAGAAGUGCCCCCGGGUUUUCAACAACCGCUGGUACCUGGAGAAGCACAUGAACGUCACCCACAGCCGCAUGCAGAUCUGCGACAAGUGCGGAAAGCGGUUUUUGCUGGAGAGUGAACUGCUUCUGCACCACCAGACGGACUGCGAGAAGAACAUCCAGUGCAUCACAUGCGGGAAAGCCUUCAAGAAGCUGUGGUCUCUCCACGAGCACAACAAGAUAGUCCACGGCUAUGCAGAGAAGAAGUUCUCCUGCGAGAUUUGCGAGAAGAAGUUCUACACGAUGGCGCAUGUCCGGAAGCACAUGGUUGCUCACACCAAGGACAUGCCGUUCACCUGUGAAACAUGUGGGAAGUCGUUCAAGCGAAGUAUGUCUUUGAAGGUGCACUCUCUGCAGCAUUCAGGGGAGAAGCCUUUCAAAUGUGAGAACUGCAACGAGAGGUUCCAGUACAAGUACCAACUCCGCUCUCACAUGAGCAUCCACAUCGGUCACAAGCAGUUCAUGUGCCAGUGGUGCGGGAAGGACUUCAACAUGAAGCAGUACUUUGACGAGCACAUGAAAACACACACAGGCGAAAAGCCAUAUAUCUGCGAGAUCUGUGGGAAGAGCUUCACUAGCCGGCCCAACAUGAAGCGCCAUCGCCGGACGCACACGGGGGAGAAGCCCUACCCUUGCGACGUCUGCGGGCAGCGCUUCCGCUUCUCCAACAUGCUCAAGGCGCACAAGGAGAAGUGUUUCCGGGUGAGCAACCCUGUGGCCUCGGACCCCAACGGCAACAACGCCAUCGGCCUCGCUGCUCCUCAGGCCGCCGGCUCGCCUCACCAGACCACGGGCGUCCCGCUGCACGGCCCGCCACAUUCCCAUGCGCUCCCUUUGCCCCUCAUGCAUGUGCACGCACAGAGCAUCCCUCCUCCGCCGCUCUUGCCACCACCGCCGCCUCUCUUCCCAGGCAGCAGGGUGAACUUGAACAACUAGGCCCUGCCCGAGCUGUUGAGCGUGCGGGUACAGAACCGGCCUGUAAUCCAGUAAGUGCCCAGCAGGUGUCAGUCACGAACGUCAUUGGCAGCCGUUGGUUCAGGUUUUUCUUCUUUAACAGGGCCUGGUCUAUUUGCCUCCAGCUUGAAGAGGUUGAGGUUCUCAACUCUGAGCAGGAGGACCAAGCCAACUUUGCUGCUUGAGUUGCAUAGAAUUUGAAGGUUAUAUUAUGCUUUCUUUGCGUGUGUAAGGCUGUAGACCAAAUGCCGCCGCCGUCCUUUAUUCUCUUUUUUUGCUCUGAAGAUCUUGGGAUGUGCUAAAGGCUGUUGUUGGGUUUUGAUGGCUCGAAUGAGAGCAUUUUCCACGUCUGGUGGAGAGGAGAGGUGAGCACAUAACAAGAGUCCAGCUGACUCAGUCUAUCUAGCCUAGCAUCCUGUUCUCGCAGUGGCCAACCAGUUGCCCUAAGGCGAAGCCCCUGAGCAGUACUCUCUCCCCAUUUGCCAUUCUCAACAACCACUUUGCAUAUGGCGUCCCUCCCUGGAAGUGUUUCCCUUGAACCUGUGGCCUUCUGGGUGUGGCUGGAAACCACCUCCCUUCACUCCCGACCCACUAUGGGUCAUCAGUACUUGGAGGGCCAGAAGGUCCCUUGUCUUCCACCUUGGAGCUUGGUUGGGGCUGAGAAACUUUCAUGCAAGCCAACGAGCUUGGAAGAGAACCCAUUGCGCCUUCUCGUUUUUCUCUCUAAAGGAAUGGGGGAAAGUGAAACCUCCUCUCGCAGUUGAGCUGCGGGGAAGUAGCAAGUCCGGGGUGUGGUCGAUGCCACGAUUUGUGGAAGUGGCUGGAUGUUGUGUCCCCCCCAGAGGCCAGCUUUCCAUUCCUUAAGAGCCCAGGAAGCUGCCUUCAUACCAAAACAAGACCUGUGUCCAUCUAGUUCAAUAUUGUCUACACUAACUGGCAGCAGAUCCCUAGAAUUUCAGACGGGGAGUCUCUCCCAGCCCCACCAGGAGAUGCCUUGGGGGAUUGAGCCCGGGACCUUCUGCUUGUAAAGCAGAUGCUCUAACCCAGGCACCCCCAACCUGUGGCCCUCCAGAUGUUUUGGCCUACAACUCCCAUGAUCCCUAGCUACAGGACCAGUGGUCAGGGAUGAUGGGAAUUGUAGUCCAAAACUUCUGGAGGGCCGAAGUUUGGGGGUGCCUGCUCUAACCACUGAGCCUCCGGCCCUUCCUCCCCUUUCUCCAUCUUUUCGGUAUCAGCACGACUUGUGACUUCCCAUUCUCUGCUGCUCGAGGGACCCGUUCCUCCCCGUACAAUGGGAGAGACGAGGCUCAACCUCGUUGAUGGUCUGUGAAAUUGCACCAGAGGAGAAGAGGCCUUCUCUUGAUUUCCCUCUUGGUGCACAGACCCCCCUCUCACCCUUACAUGGAUUUAAGACAAGCAGGCUCUAUGGAAGAGUCUUUGUGUACCCGAGAAACGGAAAUACGGGCACAGGGGCAAACCGGCACUUGAUCUACAGCCUUCUGUUAAUUCAAGUAAUUUGUCAGUGGGCUAAUGCACUAAGCAAACUCCGUUAAGGUCGUACCUGCCUACUUUCUCCUCUGCCAAAUGCUUCUGAGCUGGCCUGGGGAAGGAUCACUGGCCUUUUUUUUUUUGUAACAUAAAGAAUUUAUUAUUUUAACCUUUUUGCACUUUAUUAAUCCAUCGUAGUAACUCUUCCUCGUUUGGAUGCUGGUAAGGUAUUCCGGACUCUGUUGCGGGCUAAUGAAAUUAGCAGGCCAGUUUGCCCACCUCCCACCGCUAAGCCGGUUCUGUUCAUUUCAAAGACAAGACGCCUCAUUCAAGCCCUACGGAAAACAGGCAGAACCUGAGCAGCCGCAAAAAAAAAAAGACACACACAUGCGCAUGGACAGGUC